AUGAGGGUCAUCCCUGGUGCCGUCCUCCUGCCCUGCCUUCUGCUGCUGCUGCACCUGGCCCCACGCACACAUGGCCUCGCCCCCCAACCCAGAGGGCACCUCUGCCGGACCCGGCCCACGGACCUGGUGUUUGUUGUCGAUAGCUCGCGCAGCGUAAGGCCCGUGGAGUUUGAGAAGGUGAAGGUGUUCCUGUCCCAGGUCAUCGAGUCGCUAAAUGUGGGGCCCAAUGCCACCCGAGUGGGCGUGGUCAACUACGCCAGCUCCGUGAAGCAGGAGUUCCCGCUGCGGGCCCACCUGUCCAAGGCCGCACUGCUUCAGGCCGUGCGCCGCAUCCGGCCGCUGUCCACAGGCACCAUGACUGGCCUGGCCAUCCAGUUCGCCAUCACCAAGGCCUUGAGUGAUGCUGAGGGCGGUCGCGCCAAGUCCCCGGACAUCAGCAAGGUGGUCAUCGUGGUGACGGACGGGAGGCCCCAGGACAGCGUGCGGGAUGUGUCUGCGCGAGCCCGGGCCAGCGGCGUCGAGCUUUUCGCCAUUGGCGUGGGCCGCGUGGACAAGGCCACGCUGCGCCAGAUCGCCAGCGAGCCGCAGGAGGAACACGUGGACUACGUGGAGAGCUACAACGUCAUCGAGAAGCUGGCCAAGAAGUUCCAGGAGGCCUUCUGCUUGGUGUCAGACCUGUGUGCCACCGGAGACCAUGACUGUGAGCAGGUGUGCAUCAGCUCCCCGGGCUCCUACUCCUGCGCCUGCCGCGAGGGCUUCACCUUGAACAGUGACGGCAAGACCUGCAAUGUCUGCAGUGGCGGCGGAGGCAGUUCGGCCAUUGACUUGGUCUUCCUCAUCGAUGGAUCCAAGAGUGUGCGGCCGGAGAAUUUCGAGCUGGUGAAGAAGUUCAUCACCCAGAUCGUGGACACGCUGGACGUGUCAGACAAGCUGGCCCAGGUGGGGCUGGUGCAGUACUCGAGCUCCGUGCGCCAGGAGUUCCCGCUGGGCCGCUACCACACCAAGAAGGACAUCAAGGCAGCCGUGCGCAACAUGUCCUACAUGGAAAAGGGCACCAUGACCGGGGCUGCCCUCAAGUACCUCAUCGACAAUUCCUUCACUGUGUCCAGUGGGGCCAGGCCUGGGGCCCAGAAGGUGGGCAUCGUCUUCACCGAUGGCCGGAGCCAGGACUACAUCAAUGAUGCUGCCAAGAAGGCCAAGGACCUUGGCUUUAAGAUGUUUGCCGUGGGCGUGGGCAACGCCGUGGAGGACGAGCUGCGGGAGAUCGCCUCGGAGCCCGUGGCAGAGCACUACUUCUACACGGCGGACUUCAAGACCAUCAACCAGAUUGGCAUGAAGCUGCAGAAGAAGAUCUGUGUGGAGGAAGAUCCAUGCGAAUGUGAGUCCAUUGUGAAGUUCCAGGCCAAAGUGGAGGGGCUGCUGCAGGCCUUGACCAGGAAACUGGAAGCUGUGAGUAAGCGGCUGGCCGUCAUGGAGAACAGGAUCGUCUAA
Molecule: messenger RNA, 1491 nt
Organism: Myotis lucifugus (little brown bat)
Lineage: Eukaryota; Metazoa; Chordata; Mammalia; Chiroptera; Vespertilionidae
Gene: MATN1
Product: matrilin 1, cartilage matrix protein
Molecular function (GO): calcium ion binding
Source: RefSeq, a predicted model, not a curated record